Messenger RNA from Schistosoma margrebowiei, 567 nucleotides. NCBI's taxonomy places the organism in Eukaryota, Metazoa, Platyhelminthes, Trematoda, Strigeidida, Schistosomatidae. The record is from the annotation of a GenBank genome assembly.
AUGCUGCAUGGCAGAAAAUUGACCUUAAUCACUGAUCAUAAACCUUUAUUAUCAAUUUUCGGAUCUAAGAAAGGUAUACCAGUUUAUACGGCAAACCGCCUCCAACGAUGGGCUACAAUGCUAUUGGGUUAUGAUUUCGUUAUCAGAUACAAAUCUACCUCUGAUUUUGGCCAUGCUGAUGCAUUAUCGCGCUUAAUAAGCAAUCAUAAGCUUGAAAACGAAGAUACUGUUAUCGCUUCUAUAUCAGUGGAAGAAGAUGUAAGCAGAAUGUUGUUUUAUUCAACACAAAUUCUUCCAGUGACAGCUUCUCGAAUCGCUGAACACACUCGCCGCGAUCCUAUCUUAAGACCAUUAUCUACAUUUAUCCAGCGUGGUUGGCCCCCACGUAUAACAUCUCAUGAACUGAAACAGUAUUAUCAACGACGCCAAUCUUUAUCCAUCGUAAAUGACUGUAUUAUGGUUGCUGAUCGCGUAGUGGUUCCGUAUAACUUACGCUCACUCGUCCUGAAACAACUGCAUACAGGUACUGGAAGAAUGAAAGCUAUUGCUCGAAGUUAUGUAUAUUGA